AUGCUUUUGUUUACAAGCAUACUACUUGCAUUACUUCUAAUUAUAAUUGUUGCUUAUUUAUGGCAUAUUCGACCAGCAUAUGAAUUUUUCAAAAAACUCAAUAUUCCUGGUCCACAACCGAUUCUCUUCUUUGGCAAUUUUCUAGAUUUUAUCAAAAGUAGACGAUCAUCUUUAACUAUUAAAAAAUGGACAGAAAAAUAUGGUCGUAUUUUUGGUUAUUUUGAAGGACAUACACCAAUUUUAGUUAUAUCUGAUCCAGAUAUAUUACAAGAUGUUUUUAUUAAAUCAUUUUCAAAUUUUCAUUCUCGUCGUUCUUUUCCAUUAGCAGAUCAAAAUGCAAAACUAGUAAAUAUGUUUUCUGCAUCAGGACUGCGUUGGAAACGACAAAGAUUUAUAAUUAAUCCAACAUUUUCAUCGGCUAAACUCAAACAAAUGACACCACUUAUAAAUAGAAGUAUUAAUAUGCUAAUGAAAAAAAUGUCCGAACAAUAUAAUAAGGGUCAACCAUUUGAUAUCUAUGCAUAUUAUAAACGAUUUACUAUGGAUACAAUUUGGUCAUGUGCUUUUGGACUUGAUACAGAUAUGCAAAAUAAUAUUAAUAAUCCAUAUUUAAUUCAUUCUCAGCAAUUAUUCGGCGAAAAAGUCAAUGUUCGAUUAAUUGUUCUUAUAGCAUUGUUUAUUAAUGAAUUGAAUAAAUUUUGGAGAAAAAUUCAUUUAUCAAUAGGUGCAAUUAGUUAUUGGUGUCGUCAUUAUAUUCCGAUAACAAAACGAUUCAUUAAUGAAGAUCCUCCAACAUGGAUUAUGAAACAAGCAUAUAAAAUUAUAGAAAAACAUCAAAAAGUUGGUCAAACAAAUCGUACUGAUUUAUUACAAUUGAUGUUUGAGUCAGCAUCGGAUGAAGAAUUAAUUCAAGAUAGUCGAGCAACUGAUAUUACCAAUGAAGAAACAGAAAUUGAACCACCACUCAUUCGAAAACUUACUAAACAUGAAAUUGUAUCCAAUAUUUUUCUCUUCAUGAUUGCUGGUUAUGAAACAACAAGUACAGCACUUAGUUAUAUUACUUAUAUUCU
Rotaria sordida is the source of this 1070-nucleotide messenger RNA. The record is from the annotation of a GenBank genome assembly. Lineage: Eukaryota; Metazoa; Rotifera; Eurotatoria; Philodinida; Philodinidae.